This is a messenger RNA of Pelmatolapia mariae (spotted tilapia), 10069 nucleotides long. RefSeq names its product structural maintenance of chromosomes 6 (gene smc6). Gene Ontology annotation, biological process: double-strand break repair via homologous recombination. Lineage: Eukaryota; Metazoa; Chordata; Actinopteri; Cichliformes; Cichlidae. The record is from RefSeq and is a predicted model, not a curated record. Gene Ontology annotation, molecular function: single-stranded DNA binding; damaged DNA binding. The transcript is spliced from 27 exons. The coding region runs from base 471 to 3767 and encodes 1098 amino acids. Gene Ontology annotation, cellular component: site of double-strand break; Smc5-Smc6 complex; nucleus.
ACAAGGUGCUAUAUUGUUUGUGAUCCACGAGAGCUGAACUCUAGCGGAGGUCUGCAGAGGGGGGUUGUGAUCGCCUGCGCUCUUGGGGGGCUAUGAGACAAAGAGCUGGACUUUGGUGUGCACUUUUGGAAACUGUUUUCUCACUGAGCUCAGGGGCUCUUGCAUGUUGAUGCAGCUGGCAUAGCAGAUCCAGCUUAUUGUGACCUAUAGAUGCAGCGUAGCUCGGCUUGCUGGUGCCUGUAGUUAUGUAGAGUUGCAUAGAGUUACAUGUGGAAGCAAAACGCUUAGCUACAUGUUGCACUGAUCAUCUAUUUGUAUCGCCGCUGAAUCUGCUGGUUCAGGUGGCGGCUUCCUGACUUCAAGUCAAAAUGCAUAUUUCUUUAUUUUUACAUGCUGACUCUAUGAGGAAUUAGUUUUCACCACUGUGUAAGCUUUCCUAUACCUUUUUGGUGCUGUCUCCAAACUGCUGCAUGUCUCGCUGGGUGACUUGUUCCAAAAUGAGUAAGAGAAAAGGCAAAGUGAUCACUGAAGCAACAACUUUCAAGAGCCGCAAAGUCGCAGCUGCGAGUAUCGAAAAUACGCCAGAUGAUGCAAACCCAAGUCAUAAGGGGAUCUCUUCCAAGGCCUUCGCUCAGUUUGCUACAGGCGACAUUGGAGUCAUUGAAAGCAUCACUCUGAAGAAUUUCAUGUGCCACCAUUCUCUUGGUCCGUUCCAGUUUGGGCCAAACGUGAAUUUCAUAGUCGGCCACAAUGGAAGUGGAAAAAGCGCUAUCCUGACCGCUUUGAUCGUAGGCCUCGGGGGAAAGGCCACUGUGACGAACAGAGGAAUGUCACUGAAAGACUUUGUGAAGACCAAUGAAAAUACUGCAGAUAUAACAGUAAAGCUGAGAAACAGAGGGCCAGAUGCAUACAAAAAGGAUGUUUACGGCGACAGUAUCACCAUUGAACAUCGGCUCUCGAGUGAUGGAUGCCGGACCUGCAGGCUGAAAAGCAAAUCAGGACAUCUCGUCUCAAACAAGAAGGAGGAAUUAACGGCCAUUUUGGACCACUUUAACAUCCAGCUGGAUAACCCAGUAUCCAUUCUCAGCCAAGAAAUGAGCAAGCAGUUCCUGCAUUCAAAAAGUGAAACAGACAAGUAUAAGUUCUUCAUGAAAGCAACGCUGCUCGAGCAGAUGAAGAGAGAUUACAUCCACAUUAAACACACUAAAACGGUCACGCGGCAGCAGGUUGAGAGGCAAGAGGAGUGUCUCAAGGACCUGAAGCAAGAGUUUCUGCAGAAGAAGGAACGAUAUGAAAAUGUUGCAUCCUUCAGUGACAUGAAGGUUGUUUUGGAGAAUCUGAAGAAGGCGAUGGCAUGGUGUUUGGUGAGUGAGAAGGAGCAGCUCUUAAAGCAGUUGAAGGAAGACAUUGAAAAGGAAGAAAAUAAUUACAAACCCAAGGAUAACCUUCAGCUCUGUCAGACGAAGAUCAUACAGCUAGAGAAGAAGCUUCAAUGCAUCAAAAGCAAAAUUGACACUCUGAGAGAAGAGCAAGAGUCUCUAUCAGAGGACAAUGUUAAGUUGAAAGAACAAGUGAAGAGCAUUAGCAAAGCACACAAGGACCAGGAGGUCGUUUAUUUUCGAGCUCUAAACAAGCUGAAACAGUCGGAACAAGAGCAAAACCUUCUCCAGGAGAAGCUUAACAAGGCAAAAGCAAGUAAGAGUCUGAACAGUGAGGGAGACUCGGAAUACACGAAACGGCAGAAGACUUUAAGUAAUCUGAAAGAGCAGCUUGCAGAGCUCGAGAAUAAGUGCACGCACCUGAAUCAAGACAUCAAGAACAAACAUCAGGCGCUUCUCAAAGGGAAGGAAGAACGGGACAAGCUGAGACUGGAGGAAAGGAACGUACAGGCUUCAUACGAGUCCAAACAAAAGAGGAAGAAUCAGCUGCUCGCCAGUCGAUCGAACAAACUAAAGCGCUUUGGAGACCAGGUGCCUGACAUGAUGAGUGCAAUUAGCGAGGCUUAUGCCACGGGACGCUUCCUCAAGAGACCUGUUGGUCCAAUAGGGUCAUGUAUCAGUUUAAAGGAUCCCUCGUUAGCUGUGGCUGUGGAGUGCUGUCUGCGGAGCUUCAUGAAGGCGUUCUGUUGCGACAACUACAAAGACGAGGCGGUCCUCCAGGAGAUGAUGACUCGCUUUUAUCCAAAGGGCAACAGGCCACAGAUUAUCGUCAGCCCCUUCUCUGAUAAACCGUACAACAUUCAUGGAAGGAAAGCAUAUCAUCCGGAGUACCCAUCGGUAAUGGACAUAAUCACAGCAACAAGCCCAGUCAUUAUCAACUGUCUGAUUGAUAUGCGAGGGAUAGAAUCAAUCCUUAUAAUCAAAGAAAAAGAUAAAGCGAGGAGGGUCAUGCAGCACUGCCGUCCACCUAAAAACUGCCGUGAAGCCUUCACAGUUGAGGGGGAUCAGGUGUAUCCAAACCGCUAUUACACGUCUGAUUUCAGCAUGGCAAAAUAUCUCGGUGGGGACAUUGAGACUGAAAUAAGUAUGCUGGACUCAGACCUGGAGAAUUACCAGGCUCAGCUGUCCAGGUUUCAGCUCCAAGUAAACUCUGUCACCGAAGACAUUGUGAAUAUGGAGGGCAAUCUUAACAACACCAUCCUGACCAUGAAGACAACACUGGCUUCUGUGAAUCAUGUCAAAGCAACAAUAACUGAUCUGCUGACUGCUAGUGAGGAGCAAAUUAAUGACAUCAGCUCACUGGAAGAAGUUGCCCAAGAGAUUCAGCAGAAAAUCGAGGCAGAGAAGCAAAGUGUUCAAGAAGCAAAGGUAGAACUGGACGAGCAGCGAAAAAUGGCCGAAGACUCAGAUUCCAAGUACUCAUCUGUCAGAGACCGGAUUGAUCAGCUUCUAGAGGAAAUAGAGCCCCUUAAGGAUGAACAGCUGAAACUGGAGACGGAGUGUGCCAAGCAUGAACGAAACCUGAAAAUCUUAGAAAACAAAGUGAAGGCUCAUGAAGACAACAUUGAAGGCAUGAAAAACGAGCUUGCCCAAAGAGAAGAAGAGCUACAGGAAUACGUGGCAAAGGCUACAGAGAUCAGUCCCGAACGGCAGCACGUGGCCGGCAACACCAAGAGCAUCGACACAGAAAUCACUCGACUGAAGAAGAAGAUCAAAGUGUACGAAAGCAACCACGGCGAGCAGCAGCAGGUGGUCAGGGAGUACGCCGAGGCCCUCGCUCUCUACAGAGAGAAAACCAACCAAGUAAGAGAUUUGCGGAGGUUCAUCGAUCGUCUGGAUAACAUCAUGUCAGACAGGCAGAACAGAUACAAAAUAAUGCGUAGGUCCCUGUCUGUCAGAUGUAAGUUAUACUUCAAUAACUUCCUAAUAAAGAUGAACUGCUGUGGAUCUAUGAUUUUUGACCACAACAAUGAGACGCUCUCUAUCAUGGUAAAGCCUCCAGGCAGGGAGGAGGAUGGUGUGAGUGACAUGAGGUCGCUUUCCGGUGGUGAGCGCUCCUUCUCCACUGUUUGCUUCAUGCUCUCACUGUGGGAGAUCACCGAGUCACCCUUCAGAUGCCUCGACGAGUUUGACGUCUACAUGGAUAUGCACAAUCGAAGAAUCUGUCUGGAUCUGCUUCUGGAGUUGUCAGAGCGGCAGCAUCUUCGACAAUUUAUCUUCAUCACUCCUCUGAACACCAGCAAUCUACCCAAGUCGGACCUCAUCAAAAUCCACCAGCUGCGGGCUCCAGAAAGACACCGGGGUCAAACAGAAGAUGAAGAUGUUUAAACUGAGCAUCAGUGACAUCAGUGGAUGAAUGUUAAUGGGCAUUACUGUAUACAGUUAGAAAAAAACGUUUAUGAACCCUUUUGAAUUACCAGGAUGUCUUCAUUUAAUUGCUCUAAAUGUGGUGUGAGCUUCACCUAAGUCCCCAGUGGUAUGCUGGCUAGAGUAAACAGGCUAUCUCAAGAGCUGUUUACUUUAGCCGGAAAGAGUAAGUGUGCUUUUGAAUUUAUUUCGUGACUUGUAGAUCCUCCUCGGGUAGCAACAACUCCCAUCAGACAUUUCCUGUAGCUGGUCUUGAAACUUGUACAGUGAUGAGGCAUUUUGGACCCCUGCUUCCUACAAAAUAGUUUCAGUGCAUUAACAUUUAUGGAUAAGGUGCAACAUCUCACUUGGAUUAAGACAGAGACUCUGCCUUUAUCAUUACAAAACCCAGUUUUCUUUAUCAGCUGUUCUGUUGUUCGCUUAGAAGUUCUUGAUACAGCACCAGGCUCUGAGGUAUCAAAGCAACAUCAGUCCAUGGUUUUAAAAUUAGAUCAAUAGCAACAUAUGAUAUAUUACACCGUGCCAUUAUUCAUUUAAGAAAAAUGCAGCGCCCGCAGGUCGGCCGCUACAUUUCAACCGCAAGACCAACGUGCGCCUGCUCACCUAAUAGCUGAAGCAGCACCCUUCAGGUCUGGACUUUGACUGAGUCAUUGCAACACCUUGAUAUUUUUUUUCUUUUUCAACCAUCUGAUGUAGAUUUGCUGCUGUGCUUGGGAUUAUUGUCCUAUUUUAUGGCCCAGUUUGGGCCAAGCUGUCGGACAGAUGCCCUCACAUUUGACUCUAGAAUACUUUGGCAUACAGAGGAGUUCAUGGUCGACGCUGUGGCUGCAAAGCAAGCCCAGGUUAUCACCCCUCUGCCACCAUGUUUGACAUUGUGCUGAUAUACUGUGUUUGCUUUUCACUAAACGUGGCGCAGUGCAUUAUGGGCAGACAUCUCCGUUCUCGUCUUUCGAAGGGAGAUUGUUCCAGAGGUCUGGUCAUUUCGUCAAAUCCAUCUUUUCGAACCCAAGCCGUACUGCCACGUUGUUUAUAGAGAGAAAUCUUUCUCCUGGCAACACUUUGAAACAAACCAUACUUGUUCGGGCUUUUUCUAAUUGUGCUGUCAUGAACUUUAACUUUUAACACGCUAACUGAAGCCCGUAGAGUCUGAGAUGUAGCUCUUUUUUACACUUGCUCUGAGCAACGCUCAACGCUCUGGCUUCGGGGUGAAUUAAGCACCUUGAUCGACCGUUGUUGCGAUUUGGCACUACAUAAAUAAAAUUGAAUUGAAUUUGCUGGGAUCUCCACUACUAGCAAGACUAAGCACUGUGUAAAAUGUUUUCCACAUUAAUCUUUGUAAUUACAGCACGGUGUCCUUCAAGUUGUUUGGAAAUGGCCUCGUAACCUUUUCCAGAUGAGCAGCAACAACCGGUUUUCUAAGACAGCUGCUAAUAUCUGUGCUCGUUGGCAUUGUUUUAACUGCUCCAGGCCUCCAAACUAAUAAAACGUCUGCUUUUAUAGAGGUGGUCACAAUUGCUGAUGAUCAUUUAGUCAAGUGCAUUUGAUUAGCAGCACCUGGCUCGUACCCACCCCCUGAAUUCCAUUGGAAACAGUAAAGGUGUACUUAGAUUGCGUUUUGGUUUAAUUAUUAAUGGCAAAGUGUAAUAUGUCAUGUUUUGCAGGUCAGAUUAGGUUGUAUUUACCUCAUUUUAAAGACUUGCUAAAGCCACAACUACUUUAUGUCCUGAUAAUAAAACCUUAAAACUGACAGGCAAACAUCCAGGUGAUCGUUUGCAAGCUUGAAAUGUACCACAGUAUGUUUGUGUGGAGUGCUUUUUGUUUCUUUUGUUGCACUGAUUUCGAUGAAGGCUCACACAAACCAAUCUUUCUUGAGAUUUUUUUUAUUUUUUUUUUAUUUCUAUGAACAAUCUGUAAUUUUUACAGCUGUGUCCAAGCAGCUGUUGUUGUUGCUCAUGUGAAGGCUCGUGUAGUUUUUUUCUUUUUUAGCCUACAGUUCGAGCGCUUUGAGCGAUUGCUCAGUGUGUUCACUAAAGGCUGCUUUUAUAAUUAGUUUUGUGUUUUCUCUAUUAUCGUUACUUAGAUGAAGAUCACGCCACGUUUUUAACAAGGACUAAAUAUAGCCGUAGUUGCAGCUGUAUAUCAGUAUUACUGUGUGUUUUGGAGAUCGCUGUUUUUUUAAAAAUGUCAUUUUUCUUGUGAUGAGCACUCGUAAGGCACAGAUCCAUCCCUGUUGGAUCAUGUAAUGGAUUUUGAGUUCUCAACUUUUUAUUUUAUGUAAUGUUUUUAUCAUUUUAUGGCAAAUGAAUGAAGGCUUUUAAAACAACACAGGAGGUUGUAUGCCAAAAAUCAUGCACUGUACAAAGUUAAUGUUUUGUCCAUAAUAGAUAAGAUGUCUGAGUGUUAUUUUGAUGUUUUAAUGAAACACUGAGUGGCUGAUGAUGAUUUCCUCUGUUAAUUUUUGGACUUUACAUACACGUUCUCAGUUUUAGUUAUUAAUGUGAAAAAAUUUAGAUCUACCAGAAGUGUCCUGCACUAUUAACGUUUUCCAGCAGCUUUUAUUCCAGUUUUCAUGAGCCAAUGUCUGUGUUCAAGCUGCCGCGUAAAGAUGGAAUCAGGCCACGGUAUCUUCUUUAAAAUUGUCAUUAGCAUCUGGCAGGGCUGCAUCCUGUCUCUGUUCUUCUUUCAGGUUGCCCUUGAUUACAUCAUGUGGCAAGCUAUAACACACAUCAGAGGUGGCAUCUGCUGGAGUGAUGGGCAAACACAACAUCACAGAUGAUUACAGUGUAGUUGAAACGCAGCGUUUUGGAUAGAAGAAAAAUCCAAGAAAGUCAGCGCUGGGGAGAAACCGUUCAGGUCUAAUGCUUGUGCACAAAUGUUUAGACAUCAAAGAAGACUAAAAAUACAUGAAAGAGAUGAGCCCCUCCUGGUCUGUCCAAUUGGAUUCUUUAUGAGGGAAAUGUUUUGAUCCCAUCCAGUGAAAGACCUUAGACAGAAAUUUUGAUGAUUGAGUUUCCUUGAAAGCCAACACAAUGGAGAAACCAUUUGGCUUAUACGACUGAAAUAAGAAGUUUGUCUUUGUUUGCAGAAACUGAAAUGAAGGCAGUGAAAUGACAGAUCAGUUGGACAGCCAUGUGUCUUUUGUGGGUGGUCCACCUCUCAUCCAAGAGACUUCUUCAGUUCUAAAAAUAAAAGAGUCCCAGAUAUUUUACUCUUAGUGGUUGGUUGUCCCCUCCCAGGUGGUCCUGAGGGUCAUCAACCCACUAUUGAUCAUGUGAGUCAUCACAUGAGCAUAGGUGUAUUUAAAAAAAAAGUAUGGGUCAUUACCACUGGGGGUUAAUGGUGAAACCACCUUGUAACCUUGCCCCACUGCAUCAUGUGACUUAUUGGGAUCACAUGAGGCCAGGUGUGAGUGGGGAUUGAAGCACUCGGGAAGGGAUCUCAUGAUGGCAUUGCAGGUGGUUGAUAGCUGGUGUUUUAAGCCACCGCCUCUGUUCAGUCAUGGUCGUUCACAGGGGACGUAGGUGCCCUUGGUCCAUAAUGUCAACACUGGCGUCAUCAAGAGAGUGUUCCAGUGCAGAUGUAUAGCUGAGUCUUGUCCUGUUAAGGUGGUUCUUCUGUGUUGUGUUGGGUUUAUGGAGUGCCUGUUUGGUUUCUCCUUUGUGGAGGUCCAAGCAUUUGUCACUGCAAAGCAUACUCUAUCCUGUUUAGCUUGUGUUUUAGAGUUUUGUCCCAUGAAUGAAUCAAUUUUGUCUGAGGGUUUUGCUGGGUCUGCUGGUGUCUGACCUUCUUUCGUGUACAUCUUUGCUGAUUUAAUGGAGGCCCAGUUGGGAUAACCACGUUUUAUUAAGAGCUAUCUUUAAGUGUGUGUUCCUUUUCUUUCUCUUUUUCCUUAGAGGAAAUAUUUUCUGCCUGGUGUUGUAGGCUCCUUAUCACCUCAACGUUGUGUUUCAUAGGGUGGUGGGAGUCAAAGAGUAGGUACUGGUCUGUGUGUGUGUGGGCUUCCAGUAAACUUCAAUGUUGAGGCUUCCAACCCAACAACACAGUAAAGGAUCCUGCUGUCCUCCCUGGUGAACAUUUGUUUUAAGCCACUUGAGUGAAUUUGUUUGGUGGAGGCCUCUACUUCCUGGGUUUUAAUUGCGACCCAUGUGUCAGCGGCAUAUCUGUACCCGAAGGCAGGUGCUGUCCAUUUGAAGGAACCGAGAGCUGUACUCUCCACUCCCUCCAUGUAAAAAUUGGCUACAAUGGGGGAAACUGAUGAGCUCAUGACACGUCCAUGGUUUUAUCUUUAGAAGCCCCCAUUGCAUUUGAGAUAUGUUAAUAUGAAAUUAUUCUUAAUCAUAGAAAUAUGCUUUAGAGGAUAAUCGUUAGCGCAUUAGCCAGCUUGGCUAAUGCAUUUAAUGUGAAAUGGUUAGAGCAUCAUGUGAAGUGUCAUUCAUAUUCUUUCUUAGGUACAACUAUUAAUCCCACCCUGCAAAAAGUACUGUAAAAAAGUCCCGCUUUUUAUUUAAUUAGUUAUUUUACUUAAAGUAGUAUGUAGUCUGUGUUCUCCUCAUAUGAUCCCUAUGAGCCAAAAGCAUGACUUCAGACUAAGUGCUGUUUCUGACAGUUUCUUCUCUCUUAAAAAAAAAAAAAAAUGUAUUGAAUUGUGAUGUCAGUACUCACAAGCUUUCUGUUUACAAGGGGCAGCCAAUCAGAAGAGAGUUGGCUUAAUGUGACAGUGGCCUUAAAGGGAGAGGCGUAAAAACUGGUUGUUUCAGGUAGUGGAUGAAUUAUAGUGUGGAUUAUUUUGAACUGUGAAUCAUGAAGAAAAAUAGGGAGCUGGAAAAGAGUAUAAAGUUUAGGGUAAAAGAGAGGUAGUAUCAGGUACUUGCUUUUUAUUCUGAUAUAGAUUUUCUUCUAUAUUGCUGGAUAGUUUUUGAUGAAAAAUCAAAUUGUGAUGUAAUUUUUCUGUUUUUACGAGGCUGACAAGAGUAGUGUUAAAGUGCUGCAUAAAUAAGCAGUACUGGAAAGGGUUGUAGUACUAUUAUACUCGUAGUGAUACCCAUACUGAGCUACUAAGUCCCAAAGUGGGUGGUGUGUUACUCCCAGCGGGAAGCGCUUUUUAUCCUUUUGUAAAGAUAAGAUUUAAAUUUACCUCACCAAUGUGAUACCUCGAGUCUUUUAGUCAAUCAACCCAGCUCUUUACUCAGUUUGUAAAUAUUGCCACAAUAUUAGUGCUCUUUUUUAGCUACUUGUUGUCACUGUUCCUGUUCUCUUUAUCAAAAGUCUUCAUUGAUUAUCUUGCGGUAGUUGUUAAUUGUCAUUUUUGUGGAUAAUUGAAAGCACUGUCACAAAUAAAACUGUAAUUCUGAGCACGUUUUAUGCGGAUCAUAUGAUUUAUGCACACAAGGCUGUCCAUCCAUUCAUCCCUUUGUCCAUCCAUACAGAGCACUGUGUUCAGAGAUGAUUUUAUUUUGUGCCCAUUAAGUCCACCUGGCAGCCCGUGCCUUUUGAAAAAAGCCUGUUCAUGGUUUAUUUGAUUUAAUCACUACAGAAUUAUUUUUGGGUGCAACACAUGCCACAUGUAUAAAAGAAUACAGUCACUUGUAUUAUGCUUUUUCAUAUUUGAUAUAAACAUUUACUAGACAAAGAAUCUGACAUGGUGACUGGCCUGAAAUUUAUAAAUUAUAUAGACACUGAUAAUGUAAUGCUUGGUUUGAGACAAAACAAUGACAAGCUUCUGCACCUUCCACUACUAUAAGUGGACUACAAGCAGACACUCAGUCCUUGCUUGCAUAGCCUGGAAAUGGGGAAGCAAAACUGCUGAACGAGAAUUUCUGCAAUAGUUUCAACCUUCGCCAACUCAUUACUGUCUCGCUCUGAAACGCUCUCUCAAAAGCUUUAUCAAGCACCUCUCUCGGGGGUCCUGCAUCUUUAAUGACUGCAGCGAACGGAAUAGAUUAGAAGAUGAGACCUUUCGAUAAAAAGUUUCUCCUUACAAAAAAGUUUUAUACGAAGGAAUGCAGUGUGUUCGGUAAACAUAUAUAUAAGGCUUUUUCCCUCCUUUUGCUGCACUGAAAAGUGGAGCCCCUCUCACGAGGGCCCUAGCUUUAAGAGUGAGCUCCCAGCAAUAAGGUCAAAAGCCAAGACUAUUAAUUUUGCAGUGCUCUUCAUUUCUGUAAACAAGUUGAUAUGUACUGAGUAAAGUUUAGUUACUUUAACGUUAACUCGAGUAAACCAUAAAUCAAAGAAGAAGCCUAAAAAGAAGCCAAUCUGGGAUCGCC